AGGGGGGUGAAUAUCACGGAGAGCUUGGUGGACAAGUUUGGGCUGGUAAUAGCAAAAGCGAAGGUUCCAUUCCGUUCUUGCAUGGCCAUGUAUGCUGGUUCUAAUGCGGUCGAUUGGAACAGAUCUGGCACCAAAUCAACCUUCACGCCGAGUAUGACCUUCAUGGGAAGGACCACGCUCACCCGUGUUCUGUGUUAAGUAUUGCGACUUGCAUUUGUCGCUUUCAUGCACAUAUUGAAGGUGGAGUACAGUCCGUUUGCGUCGAGCUCCCUCUGCACCACAGCCUACCAUCCCAGAAGACCUUCCCAUGGCUCAGUUCACAGCUUUGAAUCUAGAGUUAGACUUUACCAUUUACUACUCACGCAUCGUGCCUCAAGCAACAACACCAUCGAUAGCGGCAAUGGUACCACUCGUUGACGCUGCGCUGAGGUCAUUGAUUGCUGAUAAGCUGGCCAAGAGGGCUCCGAUGGUCUUCGCAAGGGGCUGCUUGAAGAGGGUUGCUAAUCAUUCUCAACAUUUCGAAGAACUUGGUCGAACGCUUUGUAAAUUUGCGGCAAGGACUGAUGACAUGGAUAUGAAGAAAGCAUUCGAAACACUCGCUAUCGACACAGAUCUGGACGAACCGUGGAAACGCCUUCAACUACCCCUGUGGAAGUAUACUACCCACCGACUAUAUAUAACACCUGUAAAGCGUGAUUUACAUGAAAUUACCCUCGAAACACAUGAUGAAGAGGUUUCGUCUGAUGAGAUGGAGGCUGAUGAUGUCUUCAUGGAUGAUUCGAAUUCGGAGUAUCCAGAUUCUGAGGAUGACGAUGAGUUUCCCUUCAGCGAACUCGAUACACCGCAGACGGCAUAUGUUCCCACGCCAUCACAAUCUGUCAGUGCACCCGCAACCCAAUUUCCCCUGCCAGACAGUCAACCUAUCGUCAACUUAGACGACGACGAGUUUUUCGUCUUCUCCGACGAUGAAGACGCGUUACAUGGCCCUUUCUCCCAGCCGCUUAAGAAACGACCAAAGCUCUCACCCUCUUCUAAAGUAUACGAGGGUACGCAAGCGUUGAUACAACGGCAACCUCUGAACGAGCUGAAGAAUACCACCUUCGAUGAAGCAAUAGACGAGGCGGAGUUUCCAUUUUCCGACGCGGAGAUGGACGAGAUACAGGAUGAAGAUGAUAUCAUGUCAGAGCUGAAUGAAUAG
Saitoella complicata NRRL Y-17804 is the source of this 1198-nucleotide messenger RNA. RefSeq lists its product as uncharacterized. The transcript is spliced from 4 exons. The record is from RefSeq and is a predicted model, not a curated record. Bases 308 to 1198 code for a protein of 296 amino acids. NCBI's taxonomy places the organism in Eukaryota, Fungi, Ascomycota, Saitoellomycetes, Saitoellales, Saitoellaceae.